This is a messenger RNA of Eleginops maclovinus (Patagonian blennie), 1813 nucleotides long. RefSeq names its product ADP-ribosylation factor-like 6 interacting protein 5a (gene arl6ip5a). Gene Ontology annotation, cellular component: membrane. The record is from RefSeq and is a predicted model, not a curated record. Gene Ontology annotation, biological process: negative regulation of transport. The transcript has 3 exons. NCBI's taxonomy places the organism in Eukaryota, Metazoa, Chordata, Actinopteri, Perciformes, Eleginopidae. The coding region runs from base 26 to 637 and encodes 203 amino acids.
UACUCUGGUGACUUCACGGCUUGUUAUGAAGUCCUGUCAGACCAGUAAACGGAGCUGGACGCAAAUGGCUAAAGUGGAGCUGACUCCGCUCAGAUCCUGGAGCGACUUCUUCCCCGGCUCGGAGAGAUUCUCCAAACCGGACGACAAAGAUCCGGCGAGAUGGAACAACAGGGUGGUCAGCAACCUGCUUUAUUAUCAAACCAACUACAUCGCUAUAGAGCUCCUGCGGUCACGUGACUUUUGGUGCCUGAACCCUGAGGGGAUGUUCGCAGCCUUGGCUCUGGUGUCGGCCGUCUUCCUGGGCUCGGUGUGGGCCGCAGAGAACCAAGAUGCCAUGAGCAGCUUCAAGAGAGUCAACCCCGUGGCGUUCGGGAUCGGCCUCGCGGUCACCAGCUACAUCUUAAUCUGCAUGCUGGGGAGCGUCAUAUGGUUCCUGUCUGCAAUCAUUCUCCCCCUGGCUCUGAUACUCGCACAUGCAUCCUAUCGCCUCCGCAACAUGAAGAAUAAGGUGGAGAAUAAGAUAGAGGCCGUCGGGCUGAAGCGGUCACCCAUGGGUAUUUUUCUGCAGGCUCUGGGUGAGCAAGAGGAGAAGCUUAUAAAGAUCCAGAACUACCUGGAGGAGAAACUGAAGGAUUGAUGGGACUGUAUGCACACCUGGCCAAAGAUUGUCACUUUUUCUGUGAAUGUCUAAACCCUUUUUAAAGCCUGUUUCCUAUACAGGGUGUUGUGCUUUUUAAAAGAAAGCUUGUAAUCUGAAGGGCUUUAUCUUUACCUCAAGGAAUCUCUCACUCCACCCACAACUUGUCGGGGCACUUUUACUUCAUGCACUUCACUCCUCUGCUAUGCAAUGUGUUCCUGCUCACAGCUGCAGACUCCUGCCGACGUCAGAAAUCAGUUUUAUGAGUCUCAGAAACGGGUUACGCUCAGCUAAAGUCGUGAAAGCAAUGUGUCGUCGUGUGACAAACACUUAAAGAGGGCACACUCGACACACAUCACUGCCAGGGUAUUUUGAAGGCUUGAAGUUUUGGGAUAAUGUUUACUUACAUGAAAAGAAUAUUAACAGUGCUGGAGGAAGUAUUCAGAUCAUUCACUCAAAAAAAAGUACUUAUGUUACUCUUUGAAAAUGUGAAAAUCUGUAAGUAUCAGUUAAAGAACCAAAUGUGAAAUGUCUCAAUGCAGAAACAUGUCUACUGUGAGUUUAUACUUCCAAUGAGAGAAUAUGUGCAAUACACCAUAAUAUAUUAUAACCCAAUAAAGUUAAAGCAGAGCUCAUUUUCAUAUAAGACUGCUGGUUUUCAUUUUGGAUUGCUCAUUGAACUGUGUGAUUUGUAAAACUUCACAAUUGAAGAGGUCCUUUUAUGCUUUUGGGGGUUUUCAUAAUAGAGGCACAAACCUGAAAAUGAGCAUAAUGGGGCCCCUUUUUAAUACAAAAAAGCUGCAAAAUUGUCUCUUUUAUGAAGCUGAAACCAUGAAAUGUUGGGCAUUUUUGCAUGAAAUAUGAAUGCAAUCAUAUUGAAUGAGGGGAGGAUUCAUUUUGAAUUGAUUCAUCUUUUAAAAUCCAACAUAAACUGUGUUUUUGCACAAUGCAUUGUAUUUUAAAAGUGUUUCAUAUGUUUUCUAUGCAAUAUCUUUCUUUAAUGUAAUGCACCUGAGGGAGAAAGUAUACCAAUACUCAAGUGAAGUACUUAAGUAUAGUAAAUGUUGUUACCUUAAAUCCUACACUGUGCUAUAAACCUUUCCAACUUCAUGUUCAUGCUUUUAAAAAAGAAACCUUUGUGUUGAGCUAUGAAAUACAUACUUCUACAAACACUGA